CACAUUUUUCUUAGUUUUAGUUUUAUCACAUAAAUUUUCUUUCUUUAUGUGAUAAAAUUAUCAGAUCAUUUCAGAAUGGAGUUCAAUAUUGUGUUAAAGGACAUAUAUCCUACACCACAUCCUCUAAUAUCUGAUUGCAUUGACUUGGUGUCUCGAAUGGAUGAAGAUUACAAGGUUUUGAAAAGUAUUCAGGAUCAUUUAGCUAUGACCGAAGCGCAGCAGAUGAGUCUUUAUACCUUGUUGAUGCGGAACACUAAAUGUCGGGUGGCAAUUAUUGACUUGAUUGACUACUGUAGGAAGGUAGAAGACUUUGACAAAGGAUAUGUUUGGGAAUUUAUUAAUGACGUUAAACGUGGACUAAAGUGUACUGAUUGCAUUAUUCGGUUGUUGUUCCCUGACAAUUAUUAAAAGUGUUAACUAUUUAUGUUAUUGAUAAUGUCUACGGAUCUCUGAAAUUCAGUAUAUUUAUUUUUUAUGUUAAGAAAAACAAAAUAAAUUUUACGUACAAAGCUUAAAAAUAAUCAAAUUUUACAUAGUUUUGGAUUUUCGGGUUUUUUCGUCCAUUUUACAUUUUACCGGUUUUUGAUGUACCGCUGUUUUGCGUACAGUAUCUGUUUACCCGGUUUUUGAUACGUUCACACACGGUUCUUAUCCGAAUUACAGAGUUGUCUAAUGUUUAGUUUUGAAUGGAUUAGAAGACAUGAAAUUGGUUGGAAAAAACUGCUUUCAAUUUUACUGCAUAUUAAUAUACAUUACUUAAAUUU
Molecule: messenger RNA, 764 nt
Organism: Teleopsis dalmanni
Lineage: Eukaryota; Metazoa; Arthropoda; Insecta; Diptera; Diopsidae
Exons: 3
Coding region: 76-408 (110 amino acids)
Source: RefSeq, a predicted model, not a curated record